UUUGCAGUACGCACAAGUUGAUGCUCCUCGAAACGCUUUAGAUCUGAUACCACCAACGCGAGGACGAUCUGUCUAGGUCCUGGUUGAAACCAAAAUGGCAGCAACCGAUGCUCAUACCCCUCUUCUUGGGGAAAUCACAUGUGGUUCUCUAUUGCAGAAGUUGCAGGAUAUUUGGGAUGAGGUCGGCGAGAGUGAUGAGGAGCGUGAUAAGAGGCUUCUUCAAAUAGAGCAGGACUGCUUGGAUGUGUAUAAAAGGAAAGUGGAGCAGGCUGCAAAUUCAAGGGCACAGCUUCUUAAGGCACUGUCAGAUGCCAAAGUUGAGCUCGCCAGUCUUCUGUCAGCUCUUGGAGAGAAAAGUUCGGCUGGAAUUUUGGUAUUGCAGCCAGGCAAGACUACAGGAACAAUCAAGGAACAACUUGCAGCCAUUGCUCCGGCACUUGAACUGCUGUGGAAGCAAAAAGAGGAAAGAAUAAAGGAGUUCUCGGAUGUACAGUCACAGAUUCAAAAUAUAUGUGGGGAAAUUGCAGGAACUUUGACUAUCAACGAUCAAAUGCCUGCAGUGGACGAGACUGAUUUAUCCCUGAAGAAAUUAGAUGAGUACCAAUCCCAUCUCCUAGAGCUUCAGAAGGAGAAGAGUGAUAGGCUACACAAGGUGCUUGAAUUUGUGAGCACAGUCCAUGAUCUCUGUGCCGUACUAGGGAUGGACUUCGUCAGUACGGUUACUGAAGUUCAUCCCAGCUUAAAUGACUCAACUGGUGUGCAGUCCAAAAGCAUUAGCAAUGAUACUUUAUCCAGACUGGCUAAGAGAGUUGUAACGCUGGAGGAAGAUAAGAAACAGAGGUUGCAGAAGCUUCAAGCACUAGCUUCCCAGCUAAUUGAUCUGUGGAAUUUGAUGGAUACCACAGAAGAAGAAAGAGCCCUAUUUGACCAUGUUACCUGUAACAUAGGAGCAUCUGUCGAUGAAGUAACAGUCCCAGGUGCUCUUGCUUUGGAUCUUAUCAAGCAGGCUGCGGUGGAAGUUGAAAGGCUCGAUCAACUUAAAUCCAGCAGGAUGAAGGAACUCGCUUUUAAGAAACAAGCUGAGCUCGAGGAUAUAUAUGCUGGUGCUCAUAUAGAAGUAGAUCCAGAGGCUGCCAGAGAAAGAAUUAUGGCGUUGAUUGAUUCUGGCAAUGUUGAGCCUGCUGAGUUACUAGCUGACAUGGAUGAUCAGAUAUCAAAAGCAAAAGAAGAAGCCAUCAGCAGAAAAGAAAUUCUGGACAAGGUUGAGAAGUGGAUGUCUGCUUGUGAAGAAGAGAGUUGGCUUGAAGACUAUAAUCGGGAUGAUAACAGGUAUAGUGCAAGUAGAGGUGCACACUUAAAUCUCAAGCGCGCUGAGAAGGCCCGAGUUCUUGUCAGCAAAAUUCCCGCCUUGGUUGACAGUUUGGUAGCGAAAACCCGUACCUGGGAGGAAGAUCGUGGUAUGUCAUUCAUGUAUGACGGCGUUCCUCUUCUUGCCAUGCUUGAUGAAUAUGCUCUUCUGAGGCAUGAAAGAGAAGAAGAGAAGCGAAGAUUAAGAGAUCAGAAGAAGUUCCAGGACCAGCAAAGUACAGAACAAGAAGCCAUUUUUGGGUCAAGGUCCAGUCCGGCUAAAUCGACCAGUGGAAAGAAGGUGGUCGGUGCACGUGGAAAUGGAGGUACCAACGGAACUCCUGGCCGACGGCUCUCUCUUAAUGCAUCCCAAAAUGGUGGCAGGUCCAUCAACAAAGAUGGGAAGAGGGAUGACACAAGACCUGUUGCUCCAGUGAAUUACGUAGCUGUAUCGAAAGAAGAAGCCGCUUCCCAUGUUUCCAGCACUGAACCAGUCCUAGUGUCUCCUUAACAAUAGGUGUUCUGUAACUGCACUGCCGUUAUCUGUAUUUGCCGCUAAGAUUUGUGUAGAGUUGCAAAUUGAGUAGAGAAAAUGAGAGGCUGUGUAAUUUAUGUAAGCGUUGAAUUCGUGCUCAGAUGCAGGAAAAUUUCAGUGGACUGUGGAGAAAAUAAUA
This is a messenger RNA of Rhodamnia argentea, 2021 nucleotides long. RefSeq names its product 65-kDa microtubule-associated protein 1-like. The coding region runs from base 95 to 1858 and encodes 587 amino acids. The record is from RefSeq and is a predicted model, not a curated record. NCBI's taxonomy places the organism in Eukaryota, Viridiplantae, Streptophyta, Magnoliopsida, Myrtales, Myrtaceae. Gene Ontology annotation, biological process: cytokinesis by cell plate formation; microtubule cytoskeleton organization. Gene Ontology annotation, molecular function: microtubule binding. Gene Ontology annotation, cellular component: spindle; cytoplasm. The transcript has 11 exons.